This is a messenger RNA of Ictalurus punctatus (channel catfish), 4944 nucleotides long. Its product is annotated as claudin-34. Gene Ontology annotation, cellular component: bicellular tight junction; plasma membrane. Bases 3704 to 4486 code for a protein of 260 amino acids. Lineage: Eukaryota; Metazoa; Chordata; Actinopteri; Siluriformes; Ictaluridae. The transcript is spliced from 2 exons. The record is from RefSeq and is a predicted model, not a curated record. Gene Ontology annotation, biological process: cell adhesion; bicellular tight junction assembly. Gene Ontology annotation, molecular function: structural molecule activity.
AUAAUAGAUCAUUACUGUUACCUGUGGUUUUGCAACGGAUACAAAUUCCUUUGAAGAAUUCCUGAAAGCCUUCUACAAAUAUUUAUUCAUUCAUCUUCAUGGAUCUGGAGUUUAUUCCAGGAACACUGGGUGUGAAACAGAAAUACAUCCUGGAUGGGAUGCCAAUCCCAUGCCUACAAAAAUAAUUGUUUCUCACAAAUGUUUAUUGGUCCAGUAACUGCAAGAACUGUAUAUAGACGUCCAUUAUAAGUGACUUUAGGAGGUUUUUUAAAAUUUAUUUUUACCACAGGGAAAUGUGCUGAAACUGCCCAUGGUCAACAUAGAACCAGAUGUAGUAGAUAAAUUUCAGGUUGCUAAAAAUUUGAAUCCUUAUGUCUGAGAGUGUGCAUACUUGACCUCAAAUGGAUUACUAUAUACAAUUAUGUUGUUUUUUUUUUUUUUUUUUUUCCAGUUUGUGUUAUGUAACCUCUUCCUUCUUGACUUAUCCUACCUUAGCUGGUGCAUUUACAGUGAGGGAAAAAAGUAUUUGAUCCCCUGCUGAUUUUGUAUGUUUGCCCACUGACAAAGAAAUGAUCAUUCUAUAAUUUUAAUGGUAGAUUUAUUUGAACAGUGAGAGACAGAAUAACAACAACAAAAAAUCCAGAAAAAUGCAUGUCAAAAAUGUUAUAAAUUGAUUUGCAUUUUAAUGAGGGAAAUAUGUAUUUGACCCCUCUGCAAAACAUGACUUAGUACUUGGUGGCAAAACCCUUGUUGGCAAUCACAGAGGUCAGACGUUUCUUGUAGUUGGCCAGCAGGUUUGCACACAUCUCAGGAGGGAUUUUGUCCCACUCCUCUUUGCAGAUCUUCUCCAAGUCAUUAAGGUUUCAAGGCUGACGUUUGGCAACUUGAACCUUCAGCUCCCUCCACAGAUUUUCUAUGGGAUUAAGGUCUGGAGACUGGCUAGGCCACUCCAGGACCUUAAUGUGCUUCUUCUUGAGCCACUCCUUUGUUGCCUUGGCCGUAUGUUUUGGGUCAUCGUCAUGCUGGAAUACCCAUCCACGACCCAUUUUCAAUGCCCUGGCUGAGGGAAGGAGGUUCUCACCCAAGAUUUGACGGUACAUGGCCCCGUCCAUCGUCCCUUUGAUGCGGUGAAGUUGUCCUGUCCCCUUAGCAGAAAAACACCCCCAAAGCAUAAUGUUUCCACCUCCAUGUUUGACGGUGGAGAUGGUGUUCUUGGGGUCAUAGGCAGCAUUCCUCCUCCUCCAAACACGGCGAGUUGAGUUGAUGCCAAAGAGCUCCAUUUUGGUCUCAUCUGACCACAACACUCACCCAGUUGUCCUCUGAAUCAUUCAGAUGUUCAUUGGCAAACUUCAGACGGGCAUGUAUAUAUGCUUUCUUGAGCAGGGGGACCUUGCGGGCGCUGCAGGAUUUCAGUCCUUCACAGCGUAGUGUGUACCAAUUGUUUUCUUGGUGACUAUGGUCCCAGCUGCCUUGAGAUCAUUGACAAGAUCCUCCUGUGUAGUUUUGGGCUGAUUCCUCACUGUUCUCAUGAUCAUUGCAACUCCACGAGGUGAGAUCUUGCAUGGAGCCCCAGGCCAAGGGAGAUUAACAGUUCUUUUGUGUUUCUUCUAUUUGCGAAUAAUUGCACCAACUGUUGUCACCUUCUCACCAAGCUGCUUGGCAAUGGUCUUGUAGCCCAUUCCAGACUUGUGUAGGUCUACAAUCUUGUCCCUGACAUCCUUGGAGAGCUCUUUGGUCUUGGCCAUGGUGGAGAGUUUGGAAUCUGACUGAUUGAUUGCUUCUGUGGACAGGUGUCUUUUAUACAGGUAACAAGCUGAGAUUGGGAGCACUCCCUUUAAGAGUGUGCUCCUAAUCUCAGCUCGUUACCUGUAUAAAAGACACCUGGGAGCCAGAAAUCUUUCUGAUUGAGAGGGGGUCAAAUACUUAUUUUCCUCAUUAAAAUGCAAAUCAAUUUAUAACAUUUUUGAGAUGCGUUUUUCUGGAUUUUCUUGUUGUUAUUCUGUCUCACUGUUCAAAUAAAUCUACCAUUAAAAUUAGAGACUGAUCAUUUCUUUGUCAGUGGGCAAACAUACAAAAUCAGUAGGGGAUCAAAUACUUUUUUCCCUCACUGUAUGAGCUAUCAUUUAUUUAUUUAUUUUUUAGAGAAUGACCUGAAUGAGGCGAUAAAGCGUCAUUUUAGUAAUGUUGUACUAUAUUGUGCAUUAAGAAUUUAAUAAUGUUUCCUCACAGGUGUAUUAUGUUGUUUAUAAAUUAAGAAGUAUUAUAUUAGAGCAUAUAAACAAUUUCAAGGUGAUAUACACUUACUGGCCACUUUAAUAUAAACACUUGUAUAACUGCUCAUUCAUGCGAUUAUCCAUUCAGCCAGCCAAAUGGAAGCAGUGUAAUGCUUGAAAUUACACAUAAAACAACAGAAUGGGGGAAAACAUGAUCUCAGUUACCUUGACUGUGGUACGGGUGUUGGUGCCAAUAUAUAUACUGUAAGAAGACACACAGAGAAUAGGACAAAAACAAAAAACAUCCAGUGAGUAGAAGCACCAUGACACGUUAUAGUCACUGAAAUCACAUUUUUCCCAUUCUGAUGUUUGAUGUGAACAUUACUUAAAGCUCUUGACCUGUAUCUACAUGAAUUUAUGCAAUGGACUGCUGCCACAUGAUUGGCUGAUUACAUAAUUUCACGAAUGAGCAGGAGUACAGAUACUGGCCACUAUUAAAUUGAUGAGUAUGUGUAUGUCUUAAGUCUUCAAUACUUGGGUAAAUAUCUUUAAAAAAAAAAAAAAAAAAAAGCUACAUAUUGAGGUAGAAUGUAUCAGGUGAAAAGCAGGUCAUGACCUGUUUUGAGUAUGAUGCAACCUUAGCUUCUUCUUACAGAUGACUCCAAAAUUUCCUCAAAGCUUUCUGGUGCUACAGAAAUGACUGAUCCUUAAAGGGACAGUGCACAGUCAAGUCACUGAGCAACCACAUAGUACUUUAUUUAUUUAAGAUCCUAAAGCUCAGAUGAUGUAGUCCACCAUCAUCAUAAAACGACAACUAUGAACACACAGAGCAUGAACUGGUGUAUUUCAAAUUCCAGCAUUAAAUGGGUGAUGAAGUAUAAUUUCAGCUUGUCUUUGUAUUUUUCUUACAAAGUUGGGCCAUGUGGACUUCGUAAAAAUACCACACCCUCUAACCAACUAAUCUUUCUGUGAUUUUUCUCAUAUAUUCUGUCACAGUUACUGGAAUCAUGCCCCAUUUCAUGUUCAUUGCGCCAUAAUGUUUCAUUGCUUUGAUGGUAGAAAUGUAAUCAUUUUUGUCUUAUCUCUCAGGAUUUUAUUGUACCAUUUCAGCCAGCGUUACAAUGUCUAACCUUAACAGUAUCUGUGACGUAGGAUGUCAUGCCCCAGCAUCUGAGAGGUGUGUGUAUGGGCAGUUAAUAAUUGACACAUACAAUUUUUUCUAUAUUUGCUCUGAAUGGCUGCGAGAAGGAAGUGAGGCUUUUACCGAGUUUAAUUGACAUUGGACAGCUUAAGGGACGCUGCUGGUGUGUUUGUCAGGUUUCUUGGAGACAGGACGAGAGGACCUGCAUAGAGAUCUCAGUCCAUUUCAGAUAAAUCAACUCAAGCGCACACUAUUACACAGAUUCCAUUCAGUUAGGAAGAGUGUAUGCUUUACCUGACAAUGGAAGAAGGUAAAAUGGUGUACAUCGGACACUAAAAGCUAGUGUAUCAUGCCAUACCUGGCCCACACUGCCCAUGCCCAGUUUGUGGCAUUCUGGGUGGGUGCGAUUGGCUGGAUCCUCACCAUCGUAACAAUUGGCUUGGUGGAGUGGAGGGUGUGGGAGGUAUCCAACCUGUCCAUCAUCACCUCUGGUCUGGCCUGGGUGGGCAUCUGGAGGGUGUGCUUUUUCAGCAAUGUACUUGUCACAUCUGGGUACCAGGUCAUGUACUGCCAGCGAAUGCAACUGACAGACGCUUACAUGCCUAAUGAGAUUGCUGUUGCUCAGGCGUUCAUGUUGCUGGCCUUCAUCUUGGGAUUUUUUGGUCAAUCCAGCAUCAUUUAUGGACUCAGGAACAUCUACUUUGGACUUGAUGAGACCAGAUCUAUCACACUGGCUUUUUCCUUCGGUGGGGGACUUUUGUUACUUGCUGGUGUGACCUCAUUUAUUCCUCUUUUCUGGAACUUAAGCGCCGUGGUGACUAACCAGACCAUCAGUUUUCCACCUAACUUCAACAUGCCCCCAGCUCCUGAUAAUCAGUAUGUUGGUUCAGGUAUCAUUGUUGGAAUUUUUGCAUCCAUCUUGGUGGUGUUGAGUGGAACAGUGUUCCUGUCCUACAAGCUACCAGAAGGACUGAGCUCCAAAAUCAGACCUUCAAGGACAAAGGAGAACCACUGUGGACUGAGUGAAACUGGGAUGGCAGUGCAUGUAAAAUCCGGACAAAUGGCCGCGCAAGACAGAAAGAAUGACCUAGGUAUUGACAACCUGGCCUUCCAGUCCCAGAAGGAUGGGUGAAUGUAGGUUUUGAUUUUUCAAUCAUGAACUUAUGCUAUGAAUGCUUCGUAAUAUGACCGUGCAUUGAAAUGCUAGUGUUUUUGAAGGAGGUUGGGCCAGAAUGUUUACAAGACAAACAAUAUUAGUGCAAUUAAAGUGUGUGUGUCCUUUGGGUAGGACAGUAAUUGGGAAGUUAUUCAUAAACAUCCAAGUCACUUUUGAUUUGACUCUUGAUGCCAAGGCAACCAACUUAAACAGAUACACAAUCAAAGCUAAUAAUGUCUAAAGUGAACUAUAUUCUUAAACGUAUUCUGGCACCUUGGUGUACGCUGUGCUCUGGGAAUUAUAUAUUUUCACGUGCAUGUAUAUUGUUUUUGGCUUAUUUAAAAUUUACACCAGUGUCACUCUGGUAAUGUUUGUGAUUUUUUGUUUAAUGAAAGUGAAAAAGCAAAUGUAAAUGAUGACGAGAUGAAAGAAAA